Acanthisitta chloris (rifleman) is the source of this 1409-nucleotide messenger RNA. It is a transcript of the gene SETD6, whose product is annotated as SET domain containing 6. Gene Ontology annotation, molecular function: protein binding; protein-lysine N-methyltransferase activity. The record is from RefSeq and is a predicted model, not a curated record. NCBI's taxonomy places the organism in Eukaryota, Metazoa, Chordata, Aves, Passeriformes, Acanthisittidae. Gene Ontology annotation, cellular component: nucleus. Gene Ontology annotation, biological process: peptidyl-lysine monomethylation.
GUCCGCCUAAGCAGGGAGGGCGCGGUGGCAGGGUACGGCAUGUUGGCCGCGGAGGAGCUGGAGGCGGGAGAAGUGCUGUUCAUCAUCCCUCGCACGGCCCUGCUGUCCCAGCACACCACCUCCAUCCCCGCCCUCUUGGAGGAAGCCCGGGAGUCCCUGCAGAGCCAGUCUGGCUGGGUGCCCCUUCUCUACAAGCACCAAGCCAGCAGCUCCCACUGGCAGCCCUAUUUCUCCCUCUGGCAGGACUUCCGGAGCCUGGAUCACCCCAUGUUCUGGCCUGAAGAAGAGCGAACAAGGCUCCUGCAGGGCACAGGCAUCCCAGAAGCUGUGGACAAGGACCUGGCUAACAUCCACCUGGAGUAUAGCUCCAUCAUCCUGCCUUUCAUGGAGUCCCACCCCGACAUCUUUGACCCCAAACUGCACACCUUGGAGUUGUACAAGGAGCUGGUGGCAUUUGUCAUGGCCUACAGCUUUCAGGAACCUUUGGAAGAGGAAGAUGAAGAUGAGAAGGUGCCCAAUCCUCCCAUGAUGGUGCCUGUAGCAGAUAUUUUGAAUCAUGUGGCCAACCACAAUGCCAACCUGGAAUACUCUCCCCAAUGUUUGCGAAUGGUCACAACACAGCCCGUUGGGAAGGGACAGGAGAUCUUCAACACCUAUGGGCAGAUGGCCAACUGGCAGCUCCUGCACAUGUAUGGCUUCGCAGAGCCCUUCCCGGGCAACACCCACGACACAGCAGACAUCCAGAUGGUGACAGUGCACAAAGCAGCCUUGCAAUGUGCCAAAACUGAAGCACAGCAGCAGCUGGUCUCAGAGCAGUGGGAUUUCUUGUGCCAGCUGGAGAUGGUGGGGGAGGAAGGCGCCUUUGUGCUUGGCUGGGAUGAGGUGCUGACAGAGGAAGAGCUGUCCAUGACCCUGAAGGUGCUGUGCAUGUCAGAAGAAGAAUUCAAGGAGUAUAAGGAACAAGAUGGCUGGGAAGAUGACAGUGAGGAGGAGGAAAACCCUACCCUUUCAAACGAGGCUCUAUCCAGACUUAAAAGCCCUUGCAAGAAGCUCCUUUAUGACAGUGUGCUGCUGACCCUGCAGUCCUACAGGUCAGACCUGAAAGCAGAGCAGGACUUGCUAAACAACAAGGAGGCUUAUGAGAAACUGAGUCGAAGGGAGCAGCAAGCUCUGCAUGUGCGCUAUGGACAGAAAAGGAUCUUGCAUCAGCUGCUAGAGCUGGUAGGCUAGAAACCUCACCAGCCCUGGACAUGACCUGCCUGGGACUGAUCCACAGGGUGAAGGUCCUCUUGUCCCCCCUUCUGCAGCAGGGAGGACAGAUGGCAAGACUGACUAUGGGCCCACCUGUCCCUCAUAUGCCAUGUGGCUUUUUUAGCUACCUCUACAUAAAGUAUCUUCACAGCACAGAA